Messenger RNA from Lineus longissimus, 2207 nucleotides. RefSeq names its product eukaryotic translation initiation factor 3 subunit D-like. Lineage: Eukaryota; Metazoa; Nemertea; Pilidiophora; Heteronemertea; Lineidae. Gene Ontology annotation, cellular component: eukaryotic translation initiation factor 3 complex; cytoplasm. Gene Ontology annotation, molecular function: translation initiation factor activity. The transcript has 14 exons. The coding region runs from base 85 to 1770 and encodes 561 amino acids. The record is from RefSeq and is a predicted model, not a curated record. Gene Ontology annotation, biological process: translational initiation.
AAUUAGUAUAGCCGGUCACGUGGUUGGAAGCCGGUCCCGAAUCACGCCGUAAUUUUGCCAUCUGUUCCAAAUUUCUGCCAAAAUAUGGCUCAUUUCACACAACCUACGAUUGCUGACAAUGCUGAUGGUUGGGGACCUGCUGGGGUACCUGAUGAAUUUAAAGAUAUGCCCUACCAACCCUUUUCUAAGGGAGAUCGGUUGGGAAAGGUGUCUGAUUGGACUGGCACACUUUAUCAAGACAGGAGAGCAAUCAAUAAGUACCAAUCUCAGUUUGGUGCUGGCAGUCAGUAUGCCUACUACCAUGAAGAGGAUGAGAGCUCCUUUCAGCUUGUGGACACUGCCAAGGUUUUGAAGCCAGCCUAUCAGAGAGGCAGGAACAAGUUCAACCAGAACAAGCAGCGUAGAGAACGUGAGAGGCGUGCCCAGCAGGCCCAGGCUAAGAUGGAAGUGCUCUCCAAGACACAGAAAACUAGGGAAAGGGAUCGUCAGAGGCAGUUGAGGAAACUCCAGAAACAAUUUGGAAAGCAACUACAGGAUAAUAACAAGAGGUUUAACGUUAGGACUCGUGAAGCCUCUGUGCAAGUGCGUGAUACUUGGGAGGUAUUGGAGGAGUUGGACUUCCCACGUUUGGCAAAACUCUCUCUGCCUGACAUCACUGAGCCUAAGGACUUGUUGAAGGCCGGUUCAGUAGAAUACUAUGACAAGGUGUACGACCGAGUUAGCACCAAGAAUGAGAAGCAGUUGAGCAGAAUCAAUAGGGUUUUCCAUAAAGUCACCACCACAGAUGACCCCGUCAUCAGGAAGCUUGCUAAGACCCAUGGCAAUGUGUUUGCCACUGAUGCCAUCCUGGCCACCAUCAUGUGCUGUACUAGGUCAUCCUAUUCCUGGGAUAUUGUUGUCCAAAGAGUUGGAAAGAAGCUCUUCUUGGAUAAGAGGGAUGAAUCUGAUUUUGAUCUGUUGACUGUGAGUGAGACUGCCAUCGAACCACCCCAAGAUGAGGGCAACAGUAUAAACUCACCGAGGAAUUUAGCAUUGGAGGCAACAUUUAUCAAUCAUAACUUCUCACAGCAGGUUUUAAAAACGGGAGAGGAUACAGAAAGAUUAUCGUUUGAGCACAAAAAUCCAUUUGUGCAGGAAGGAGAUCAAACCCAGGUGGCGUCUGUAGGAUAUAAAUAUCGUAAAUGGGAUAUUGGAAACGGUAUAGAACUGGUUUGUCGGUGUGAGCAUGAUGCGGUGAUGAUAGGGCCUAAUGGAGAGCUUCAAUUUGCUAACAUCAAAACAUUGAAUGAAUGGGAUUGUCGGUACUCCGGUGGAGUGGAUUGGCGGGCUAAGCUGGACAACCAGAGGGGAGCUGUCCUGGCAACUGAGUUGAAAAACAACAGUUGUAAACUUUCCAAGUGGACUGUCUGCGCCCUCUUGGCUGGCUCUGACCAACUCAAGUUUGGCUAUGUGUCUCGGUACCAUAACCGUGACUCGGCGAACCACGUGAUCCUUGGUACCCAGCAGUUCAAGCCUGCUGAGUUUGCCAACCAGAUUAACUUGAACAUGGACAAUGCAUGGGGUAUCCUGAGGUGUAUCGUCGACAUGUGCAUGAAGCUGGAUGAAGGAAAGUACCUCAUUCUAAAGGAUCCCAACAAGCCUGUUGUGCGUAUUUACAACAUCCCGGACAGCACGUUUGAGUCUGACGAAGAUGAGUCUGAUGAGUCAGAGGAGGAGGAGGAGGAUGAAGAAGGAGAUGAGGCAUCGAAAAAUCAGAAUGAGGGACCAUAGUUAGUAAAUAUAUUACGACUAAUGUACAGCCCUGCUGCAGCCUUGUGGAUGAGACUGCUGCAUCAUCGCGGCUGUUAUAGAUCAUCUGGGUUAGGAUUCAACCUUUGGGUCAUAUUUAUUAUAAACUUUGGGAUGGUAAAAGUGUUUUUUUAAAGGACGAUAUGGCAUGCAAUAUCAACAAUGUAAGACAGGAGAAGUCCUGAUAUUGUCAUCAAAAUGUACCUGUAUUCGUACUCUUUUUCAAAAUCGUAUGUCAUCAGAAUGUGGACAGAACUGUCUUAUCCAGAUUAAUCAUGUUAAUGGUGUUCUUGUGAGAUUACAAGCCCAAGUUACUGAUAUGAGUAUUCUUUGUUGAGCUGUCUCACAUAAUGCUAAUGGUAUUCAGGUGUCGAGAUCAGUCCCUGGUUGUAUUCUGAAGUCAAUUAAAUUCCUUGAUU